GAAAUGUCAUAGAUUUAUGUUUGUACCGUAUACAAUUUUAUAGCGUUAAAUGCAUAUUAACUUUAACUAUUGAAUUAACAAAGCAUAUUUAAUAAGAUUUAAGUAUGUCUUUCGCUUUAUCUAUGGGCCUGUCGCUCGAGCCGUCGGAUACAUCGGACGAUGAACCGCAAAAAACCGAAGGCCCUAAUCUGAAUUCGGACGAUCCGGAGCAGAGGAAACUCUUCAGGGCGUUGCGCAUACAAAGGAGACAGGGAAAAUGGGACGCCGAAGAAUUCGUGGAAGUCGCCGAAUCCAAAACCGCUUACGAGCUGCAAAAAGAAAAGUCCGCCAAUGUGAUCGGUAAGCACGUGGUAGCGGCGGAACGGGACCUGCUCGACGUGAACAUUCGCAACAACGUGGUCGAGGUGGCCAGAAGGCAAGAGGAAACCAUCAACGCCAACAGGAGGAUCGAUAAACUGGAGGCGGACGCGGCCAAGGCGAAGAGCCACUUCGAUUCCAUCGUACAGAAAUGGGACGAUUUGCAGGUGCUCGGCGAUCCUCUUCAAAUACACCAAUCCAUCACCGCGUUGAAGAAAGAAUGCGAUGCGCUGAUGGCGCAUAGAGAUGUUACCAUCAAUAUGCUGAAGGAGGAGAUCAACAAAUCGGAGAAGGCCUACGUUUCGUUUCAAGCGAAGAACUCCGACGAAAUUCAGUACAUCUUCAAAAAAGUUGAAAACUACAUCGCCUCUAUGAGAACGUUAUUCAACGUGCAAUUCACCAUCGUGCAGACUACUUUCACUCAUGCUACCAAUGCUUAUAUGCAAGAAAAAAACGACAAUUGGAACGAACUAAACAACGAAAUGAGAAUAGAAUUGGACAACGCCACCACCGAACGCAUAAAUUUCAUGUACAACUUGAACCAAGCCCUCGAAAACAAUUCGAAGGAGUUCCAGGAGCACUACAGGUUAAUCAAAGAGGAGCUCUCCACCGCCGCGAAUACCUGCCAACAGGAAUUGGAAAAUCUAAAAGGAGCCAUACUGUUGAGCUUCGAACAAUUCGAAUACAACCUGCAGAUACUGGAGACGCGCUUCGUCGAAAACCGAUUCGUACGAGCCGAUCGCAAGAGAAGGAUCACCCAGCUGCAGCAGGACAUAUCCACAUUGAGGAAGACCAUCGAUACCUACAAAACCACGACGGAGGAUCGCAUCCACAAAUACGAGGACGAGUUGAAGACGCUGCACCAGCACAUCCUGGACAUCGAGCUGAAGGCCGAUAACAUCGCCACGGGCAACGACAAGGUGUUCCACGAGGUUUGGAACAUGGGCAUGAAGAAUUCCAAGAACCUGCUGCGCGACAUAUCGCGCAUCGACAAGGUCCUCUACGAGCAGCAGCUGGCGUUGCCGUGGGAGUGGGCGGAAGGCGUGUCGCUGGAGAUGGCGUCGUUGCCGAGCUUCAAAAGCGCCAUGAACGUGCUGGGCAUCGUGAAGGACAAAAUCCGUCGGACCAUCGGCGAUUUGAGCCACGAACCGGCGACGCCGAAAAUAAACAAAUCGUUGCUGAAGAGAAUCUUGGUCAUCACGUCGGACAAGACCGGCUUUCUCACCGAGCAAAAGAUGAAGGAGAUCACGGGGGCUCAAUCCAGACAGGACACCAGCUUGGUGCGAUUGGAGAACGUGUUUCAAUCGAUGAAUAUCCGAAAGGAAGAAGAUAUGACCGCGUUGUUUCAGUUCUUUUUGCCUUACACUGUCUGCUUGAAUUGUACCAAGGAACCGGAAAUGGCCGAGGAUAACGUGUCGCAGAUUUUAUCGCAACGGUACUCGUUCGCUACUUCUGGAGGAGAUUUCGAAAUGCCAUUUGAAUAUGUCCACCUUAUGGAAGCGAUGUACAAAACGACCCACACCAGAGAAUCCAUAGAAGACAUGGUGAUUGACGUAGUUACAUCCGACGUGGACAUUCACGAAUGUUACCAACCAUCAGUUGAAUUAGUAGACAUCUCGAAAUUCGACAGGGACGCCAACGUAUCGCAAAGGAAAUCGUCCAAAAUCAAGAGAAGCCAAUUCGCCGCGUUCGCCGAUAAGCAAUCCUUCCACUUCGAUCACACUCUCGUCAUCAGCAGCAUUUACGUCAUCAAAGCUCUGCUGGAUUUCCUCGAAAACUGCGCCGGCACGUCCGAAUACGUACCCACCAACGGCGAAAGGUUGAGGAAGAAACGCCUCACCGUCUCCCGCUUGCUGAAAGACGAAGACAUCAAGGUGUUCUGGGAGAACGUGAGGAAUUGGUACGGCGAACGGUCCACUUACUAUCAAGUGUGGAAAGGCCUCAGCUACGGCCUCACUUACUACUCGGACGUGCUGAAGAAGAGGAAACGGCUCUCCGAGGAGGUGAUUGAGCUGCGCGAGGAGAACCAACGGCUGAAGAGGAAACUCGAAUUGUACAAGGUCGGGCACCAGGUGCUGCCUCCUAUCUGCGGUUCCAUCAAACAACCGCUCUUCGUUUACCAGAGAUCGAUUAGACGAUGAGGUAUUGUAAAUUAUAAAUGCUGUAGUAUGUAUACUAAUUUAUCUAUUGAUAAUGGUGUAAUGAGGUGAUUAUAUUAUUGGAUUAAAGGAGGUAAAAGACAA
Messenger RNA from Phyllotreta striolata, 2600 nucleotides. The record is from the annotation of a GenBank genome assembly. Lineage: Eukaryota; Metazoa; Arthropoda; Insecta; Coleoptera; Chrysomelidae.